GGCCGGGAAUAAUGGGCGCGGUGCGGUGCGGUGCUAUUAGUAGAGUGGUGGUUUUUUGGGGGUUAGAUGGCGUAAGGCGGAGAUGCUGUGGGCUUAUCGGUGGGAUGGGUAUGGGGAUGGGGGAUGACGUAUUCGUUCAAACUGCAUCUAUGUUUCGGAAUCAUGUGUGUUGCAGGCACCGAGAAGUUUGUAACUUGCAGGAGGAACGUAGGAUCUGUUCAUGAUGUCUUUUUUGCAAUUAGACGGUCUGCAUGUAUUCGUCACGGGCGCAGCGGGCGGGAUUGGCAGCGCGAUUGUGGAGGAGUUUCUAGCACAAGGCUGCAAAGUCUCCGCGCACGAUCUGCGUGUGAAUCCCCUUGCCUCGACGAAUAAUCCUAACCUGCACUGCUUGCAAGGCGAUAUCAGCGAUGAAUCUUCAAUCUCCGCCUCCGUCACCCAGGCUGUGGAGAAAUUCGGACCACUGAACAUCCUGUGUGCUAACGCCGGUAUCACGGAUGAAUCGAACGACUACCCCAUCUGGGACAUGCCCGCCGAGCUCUGGGACCGGACCUACGCCGUGAACGUCCGCGGCACGUACCUGACCAUCAAGCACUUCCUCAAGAGCGUCGAGACGGCACAGCGGGAGACGGGGAGGGAGUUGGAGAAUGUGAGUGUUGUUGUCACGGGGUCGGAGUGUGGCGUGUUUGGCCAGGCGGGGCAUGUUGAGUAUGCGUCUGGGAAGGCGGGGAUGCAGUAUGGACUUGUCAGGACGGUGAAGAAUGAGAUUGUGAGGCUGAAUGGGAGGGCGAGGAUUAAUGCUGUUGCGCCGGGGUGGGUGGAUACGAAGCUUAUUGAGGGGAGGUUGGAUGAUGAGAGGGAGUUGUGGAGGGAGGCGCAGGCUACUGUUCCGCUGAAGAAAAUCGCCCAGCCAACUGAUGUAGCGAGGACGGCGGCGUUCCUGGCUAGUCAUAGAGCGGCGGGACAUAUUUCGGGACAGUGCAUUUCUGUCGACGGGGGCAUGGAGGGCCGCAUAGUCUGGUCCGAGGAAGAGGUUCGGAAGUCUCAGGAGACGACCGGGAGUCUCCCACCUGCGGAACCUCAGUCAAGCUACGCGCUCAAUCCGUCAGGAACCACGUCUGAGGGAGUCCAGAUAACCGGGGGGAUGAGUGUUAACCAGUCCAUCCCCCCGACGAUCACUCCCAAAUCUCAACCCAAGAUCAAGAUCCUCGUAUCUGUUGACUUCGACGCUGUAUCAGGCUGGCUCGGCACCGGCCAACACCCCGACAACAACCUCGCAGACUACAGCUCCGGUUUCUUCUCAGCAAACGUCGGUGUCCCACGGCUCCUCAAACUAUUCAAGAAGCUAGAGAUCCAGGACAAGGUGACAUGGUUCGUACCCAUGCACUCGGCAGAAAGCUUCCCCAAAGAAUUCUCAAGCAUCAUGCAAAGCGGCGCGGAAAUCGGCCUGCACGGGUACUGUCACGAGGGCGCCCCCCAACUAACCCCCACACAAGAGCGCGACGUCCUAGAACACUGCAUAUCCCUCUACCAAGAGCUAACCGGCUCCCGCCCCGUCGGCUACCGCGCCCCGCUCUACCAACUCCGCGAAUCCACAAUCGACCUCCUGGAAGAAUACGCCUUCCUCUACGACUCCUCCCUCGCCCACCACGACAGCAAACCCUACCACCUGCCCCGUCUGCCCCCCAUAAUCCCCCCCACAUACUCGCCCUCCACAGACGCAAAGUCCUGGAUGAAACCCCUGCCCCUGCCCGCGCCGCCGACGGCCAAAACGCUUGUUGAAAUUCCCUCGAAUUGGUAUACGGAGGAUAUGACGCCACUGCAGUUUUGGCCGCAUACGGAUAAUUCUAUGGGGUAUGUGGAUGUGCGGGUUGUGGAGCGGAUGUGGAUGGAUCGGUUUGAGUGGGUGCGCGGGGAGGUGGGGGAGUUGGGUGAGGAGGGUGAGGGCGAGGUGGUGGUUUUUCCGCUCGUGUUGCAUCCUGAUACGAGUGGGAUGGCGCAUGUUGUAGGGAUGCUGGAGAGGGUGUUGGGGUGGUUGAAGGGGUGGGGUGGGGAGGUGGAGUUUUGCACUAUGGAGGAGGUGGCUAGGGAGUGGAGGGGGGGGAAUGGGGUGUGA
Messenger RNA from Dothidotthia symphoricarpi CBS 119687, 2113 nucleotides. RefSeq names its product polysaccharide deacetylase family protein-like protein. Gene Ontology annotation, molecular function: hydrolase activity, acting on carbon-nitrogen (but not peptide) bonds. Lineage: Eukaryota; Fungi; Ascomycota; Dothideomycetes; Pleosporales; Dothidotthiaceae. The transcript is spliced from 4 exons. The record is from RefSeq and is a predicted model, not a curated record. The coding region runs from base 221 to 2113 and encodes 630 amino acids. Gene Ontology annotation, biological process: carbohydrate metabolic process.